This is a messenger RNA of Acytostelium subglobosum LB1, 1578 nucleotides long. RefSeq lists its product as hypothetical. The transcript is spliced from 3 exons. The annotation marks the transcript as partial. The record is from RefSeq and is a predicted model, not a curated record. Gene Ontology annotation, molecular function: GTPase activator activity. NCBI's taxonomy places the organism in Eukaryota, Evosea, Eumycetozoa, Acytosteliales, Acytosteliaceae.
AUGAGUAGAUACGAACAACAACACGGAUACAAGAGGAAUACUAGCGGAAGGAGUGUGGCAUCGUCAAGUUUGAAGAAUGAGAAACUUGGAGAGGCAUGUGCUGCCAGUUUGGAGGAGUUAUUAAAGUUGGAGGAUAACAAACAUUGUGCAGAUUGUGGAUCAAUUGGUCCGAGAUGGGCAUCAAUCACAUUUGGAAUAUUCAUUUGUUUGAGAUGCUCUGGAGUACAUCGUUCAAUCAACUCUGGACAGACUUCAAAGGUAAAGUCUAUAUCAUUGGAUAAUUGGACCCCAGAAUGGGUGGAGAUUAUGAAGAAUAUGGGUAAUGGAAAGUCCAAUGCAAUCUAUGAGGCAUGCUUGCCACAUGGCUACAGGAAGCCAGACAUAAACUCUGAUCCACAUUAUCUUGAACACUUUAUCAAGGCAAAGUAUGAGAAUAAGGAGUACACAAUGGAGAAUGCUUCUCAUCAUAGUAGCAGAGAUAGAGAUGGUGGUCAUAGAAGACAUAGUGGUGGUUACAAUAACAACAACAACUAUAAUGGCAGCGGCGGCGGCGGUGGUGGACGGAACAGGAAUGAUGAAGAGUCACGAUACAAUGAUCAUCAUAAUCACAAUUCAUCAUCAAGAGGUGGUGGAGAUUCAAGAAGAUUUGACAGGAAUGACAUGUCAAACAAUAUGGACAACCGUCGUGAUAAUGUACAGGGUAGAAGACAACAUGAUAUCAACAGUCCGCCAGGAGCCAAUGGAUCAGGUGGUGGUAGUCAUGGAUCACAAUACUCAGACUCCCGAAAGUCUACAAGUCCUUCACUAGUUGAUGAUGGGUUUGGAUGGCCUUCAAUCAACAACACUCAACAUAACAAUAUCAUUGAUGGUGGCAACAACAAAAUGUCGCCAAUGUCUGUUGGAAACAACAAUGUCAAGAACAACAACAACUUGUUUGACUUUGAGAGUGGACCACCUCUUGCUCCGAUACACUCGACUCCAAUGAACAAUGUAAAUAGUCCAAUGAAUCAAGGCAUGAACAUGAACAUGAACAUGAACAUUGGUCAAGGAAUGGGCAUGAAUAACUCCUCACCUAUGAAUCAAGGUAUGAACAAUCAAAUGUUCAAUGGAGGAGGCAACAACAUGAUGAACAUGGGAAUGAACAACCAGAUGCGACAAGUCCCAAUGCAGCAAGGUAUGAUGAUGCAGCCAAUGUCAAUGCCAAUCUCACCUUCUGUCUAUGGAAUGCAACCAAUAUCACAAAUGGGUCACCAACAACAACAACAGCAUAUGGGUCAGCCACAGCAGAUGCAGCAACAAUUCAUGAUGCCAAUGCAAAUGAAUGGUGGAGUAGGAGGAGUAGGAGGAGCCAACAACAGUAACUACUUCAUUCCUCCGCCCAACAAUCCCCAGAGACCUAACUAUAGUGGUGGCGGAGAUCUACUUGGUAACGCACCUACAUCAAACAACAACGCCUCAAUACCCAGACCAUUCUCAUCACUUGGUGAAUUUGACAACUAUUCUGAUGGCGUCAGAAACAUGGCACCAAGUCAACCAAGUGGCACAAAGGGGAACCAAGUCAACAUUGACCUUAUGUUC